UCUCUUCCUAUGCGGUCAAUGGCUUUCUGGAAGUAUUUUAUUUGAAUGUCUGGGCGAUAUACGUGACCAAUAAUGGAUAUUCUAUGGAUAUUAUGGACCAUACCGGCCGUAAUAGCUGUUGAAGAGACACUUAUGGACUCUACUACAGCCACAGCGGAGCUCGGCUGGACGGUCUACCCCGUGUCAGGAUCAAGUGACAAUAGCUGGGAGGAGGUGAGCGGUUAUGAUGAAAACAUGAACACCAUUCGGACGUACCAGGUCUGCAAUGUUUUCGACAACAAUCAGAACAACUGGGUACGGACAAAGUACAUCCGGCGCCGUGGUGCCCAGCGGAUCCAUGUGGAGAUGAAGUUCUCGGUGAGGGACUGCAGUAGCAUUCCCAACGUGCCGGGCUCUUGUAAAGAGACUUUUAACCUCUAUUACUAUGAAUCUGAUGCCGACACAGCCACCAGAACCUCACCAGCCUGGAUGGAGAACCCCUGGAUCAAAGUUGACACCAUUGCAGCAGAUGAGAGCUUCUCCCAAGUGGACCUAGGGGGCAGAGUGAUGAAGAUCAACACUGAGGUUCGGAGUUUCGGCCCUGUGUCACGGAAUGGCUUCUACCUUGCCUUUCAGGACUAUGGCGGCUGUAUGUCGCUCAUCGCUGUUCGUGUCUUUUACCGGAAGUGCCCUCGUAUCAUCACUAACGGGGCAUUGUUCCAGGAGACACUCUCAGGAGCAGAGAGCACCUCCCUGGUGGCUGCAAGAGGUGUUUGCAUCCCUAAUGCAGAGGAGGUGGAUGUGCCCAUUAAGCUGUACUGCAAUGGAGAUGGAGAAUGGAUGGUGCCCAUUGGACGCUGUAUGUGCAAGGCUGGGAACGAGGCUGUGGAGAAUGGGACUGUUUGUCGAGCCUGCCCGUCAAGCUUUUUCAAGCCGACUCAAGGAGAUGAACCCUGUAUGCAGUGUCCCAUCAACAGCCGUACCACCAGUGAAGGCGCCAUUAACUGCGUUUGCCGCAACGGAUACUACCGAACCGACUCAGAUCCUCUCCAGAUGCCGUGCACAACCGUCCCUUCAGCUCCACAGACUGUUAUCUCCAGCGUGAAUGAAACCUCUGUGAUGCUGGAGUGGAUGCCUCCUCGGGAUUCGGGGGGCCGCGAGGACGUAGUCUUCAACAUCAUCUGCAAGAGCUGUGGCGGAGGCCGGGGAGGCUGCACCCGCUGUGGGGACAACGUUCAGUUUUUGCCCCGUCAGCUGGGCCUUACAGAAUCCCGGGUCUACAUUAGUGACCUGCUGGCCCACACGCAGUACACGUUUGAGGUGCAGGCUGUCAACGGGGUGUCAGAUCAGAGCCCUUACUCCCCUCAGUAUGCCUCAGUCAACAUUACCACUAACCAGGCUGCUCCAUCUACAGUAUCAAUAAUGCACCAGGUCAGUCGUACUGUGGACAGCAUCACCCUCUCCUGGUCCCAGCCUGACCAGCCUAAUGGAGUCAUUUUGGACUAUGAGCUACAGUAUUAUGAAAAGGACCAAUCAGAAUAUAAUUCUACGACCAUCAGGAGCCAGACCAACACAGUGGUCAUACGUGGCCUCAAAUCAGGAAGCAUCUACGUAUUCCAGGUCCGGGCCCGCACCGUAGCUGGAUUUGGACGCUACAGUGGCAAACUGUACUUCCAGACCAUGACUGAGGAGGAAUACAAUACCAGUAUUCAGGAGAAGCUGCCUCUCAUCAUUGGCUCGGCAGCCGCUGGCUUGGUCUUCCUCAUUGCUGUGGUCGUCAUCAUCAUCGUCUGUAACCGGAGGCGUGGCUUUGAAAGGGCUGAUUCAGAAUACACUGACAAACUGCAGCACUACACCAGCGGCCACAUGACUCCAGGAAUGAAGAUUUAUAUUGAUCCAUUCACAUAUGAGGACCCCAACGAGGCUGUGAAAGAGUUUGCCAAGGAGAUUGAUAUAUCCUGUGUGAAGAUUGAACAGGUCAUUGGUGCAGGAGAGUUUGGAGAGGUGUGCAGCGGCAACCUAAAGCUACCAGGUAAAAGGGAGAUGUUUGUGGCCAUAAAAACUCUGAAGUCUGGCUACACAGAAAAGCAAAGGCGGGACUUCCUUAGUGAGGCCAGCAUCAUGGGCCAGUUUGACCAUCCUAACGUCAUUCACCUGGAGGGCGUGGUCACCAAGAGCAGUCCAGUCAUGAUCAUUACUGAGUUCAUGGAGAAUGGAUCUCUGGACUCCUUCCUCAGACAAAACGAUGGGCAGUUUACGGUGAUCCAGCUCGUUGGUAUGCUACGAGGCAUUGCCUCAGGCAUGAAAUACCUGGCCGACAUGAACUAUGUGCACCGCGACCUUGCUGCCCGAAACAUCCUGGUCAACAGCAACCUUGUGUGCAAAGUGUCAGACUUCGGUCUCUCGCGCUUCCUGGAGGAUGAUACAUCAGACCCCACGUACACGAGUGCUCUGGGAGGGAAGAUUCCUAUCCGAUGGACUGCACCUGAAGCUAUCCAGUACAGGAAGUUCACCUCUGCUAGUGAUGUGUGGAGCUACGGAAUCGUCAUGUGGGAAGUCAUGUCCUAUGGAGAGAGGCCUUACUGGGACAUGACCAAUCAAGAUGUCAUCAAUGCCAUAGAGCAGGACUACCGGCUGCCCCCACCCAUGGACUGUCCCAGUGCGCUGCACCAGCUCAUGCUAGACUGCUGGCAAAAGGACCGCAACAACAGGCCCAAGUUCAGUCAGAUCGUCAACAACCUCGACAAGAUGAUCCGCAAUCCCAACACGUUAAAGGCCAUGACUCCGUUAUCUUCAGGUGUUCAUCUCCCCCUCCUGGACCGCAGCAUCCCAGACUUCUCCAGCUUCAGCACUGUGGAUGAGUGGCUGGAUGCCAUCAAGAUGGGCCAGUACAAAGACAAUUUUGCCAACGCUGACUACACUACAUUUGAUGUGGUAUCCCAGAUGACCAUGGAGGACAUCCUGAGGGUGGGUGUGACAUUAGCAGGCCAUCAAAAGAAGAUCCUCAACAGCGUCCAGAUGAUGCGGGCACAGAUGAACCAGAUUCAGUCAGUGGAGGUUUGACCCUCCCGAGCGGAACAGAGGAGGGGAAAAAAGGCAUUUGGGAUGCAGGGUUCAGGGUGAGGAGGAUGGAGUGGAUGUUUCUUUUUUUUUUUUUUUUACAUUACAGUGUGUCUGGUCUUCCCCCCAGACUACCAUUCUUCCCCGUUCUCCUCUCCACUUCCUUCUUUCCUCCUCUUAUUCCCUCACCCUGACUCUCCCUCCAACCUUGGGAUCAGCUGUGGAGAGUUAUGGAAGCAAAAAGUCCAUGUGAUGAGACAUCAGAAGGCCCAAAGCCAACCCACAUUUGGAUCUAGAAACAUGGGAGGUUAGAAGCGACCAGCAACACAUUUUUCAAUCUUCCACCAAUUUUUAUUUGAUGUUGAACAUUUUUCUUGGUUUGUUUGUUCUGAUAAUUUUGUAAAGAAUUUUGUAAAGACAAAAAAAAGAAAAACUGAGAAAAGGCAAGGAGUUUAUCUAAAUUUAUAGAUGAUAUAAGGUUGUACAUUAGACAAACUGAGUAGGAAAGCUACCCUUUAAAAGGGCAAAAAAAAAAAGAAAACAAGGAAGGGUUAAGGAGACGAGGCCAUCCUCUACAAGGUGUGGAUAUUGUCUUUGCCAUUUUUAAUUUUGGACAUCAUAAGGAAACACAGAGUUCUCUGUGGCCUUCUGAAAGGCAAACUGCAGAAGAGACUGAGGGACCCAACGUGCACUCCCAACUGUUUUCCCAGGAAAGAAAAUAAACAAAAAAAACAUGAAAUGGACAAUGUUUGGCAUAAACUGAUGUCAAAAACACAUUCAUUCAGACUGUCAAUUCACACCGUGAAAUCCACACUCAAGAAAAAGAAAACUUUUUUUUCUCAUUGCAAGUAAUUUUCUAUAUUGUGUGAAAUUUUGUGAUGAAGAUCCCGUCUCACCAUGCUUCCUCUCACUAUAGACAAAAUGACAAGUUUCUUUUUUUUUCUUUCACAGCGAAAUACUCACAGCUUGCCAAAUAGAACUCUUCCCUUUUUGCACCCCAAUCAUAAUCCUGUACUGUACAUAUCAGAUGCACUUGACCUGCCACAACGCGAUGACUCAGAAACAAUUAUAAUCAAUUAGUUCAGGAGCAGAAGAACUGACCACAGGGAGGAUUUAAGUUGUUGUCACCAUAAUUUUUUCCCCUUGGCCUAUGAAAAAAUAGCUUAAGGAGUAAAACAACAGCAACCAACUUCCUACAUAAAUUCACACAAAAAGAAACAGGUUCUACUGUUUAUAUCAGAGCCCACAUACAUUCAGUAUGUGCUGUUAUAGCAUCCUCCUUCACGUUGUUCAUCUCCAAUGCCGUCUGUGCACAUGUUGCACAUGCAUCCCACAAGAAACAGUGGCUCCUGAAGUGUCGGAACUCGUGUUUGAUAGCAUGCUGAGUGAGUGGUUAAUUUCACAGUGCUUUGAUUUGCUGCAAUUACUAGAACUCUGCUUGGUAAGAGCUUGGAUUUGACACACUUUACAGAGUAUAAUGUGGCUGCAUUAUAUUCAGUGGCUUUUUCUUCCAGUUUUCCUUUUGAAAAGAGAUUUUAUGUUUAAAAUAUUAAAGUUUUGAUACCAUACAUGGUUAUUUUACACACACAGUCAUGAAUAGACUACAAUCAGGCAUUUGUUGAAUUUAAAACAAAAAUGCAAUGUGUUAUAUUUUUGCAAUUUCUGUAUGGAUAUUAUUGAAUUGUUAUUAUUAUUACUUUUAGGGUUUUUGUCUGCACUGAGUCUCCUGUUUGACUCCAAGAAACACUCUGGAUCUUCCAUCAAUGCUUAUGAAUUUAUUUUGACUCAUGGAUUAUGUUGGUGCACAAAACCGUGUAGAUAAAACAGCAUUUCCCUGUAACAGGUUUAUUUUAUAGACAGUAUAUGCAUUAUUGUAUGGCUUCCUGUGAACAAUACUGUCUUAUGAGUACACAGCUGUCAACCAUU
Messenger RNA from Micropterus dolomieu (smallmouth bass), 4965 nucleotides. RefSeq names its product eph receptor B2b (gene ephb2b). The record is from RefSeq and is a predicted model, not a curated record. The coding region runs from base 73 to 3042 and encodes 989 amino acids. Gene Ontology annotation, molecular function: protein binding; ATP binding; transmembrane-ephrin receptor activity. The transcript is spliced from 16 exons. Gene Ontology annotation, biological process: central nervous system projection neuron axonogenesis; cell surface receptor protein tyrosine kinase signaling pathway; protein phosphorylation. NCBI's taxonomy places the organism in Eukaryota, Metazoa, Chordata, Actinopteri, Centrarchiformes, Centrarchidae. Gene Ontology annotation, cellular component: plasma membrane; neuron projection.